UCUGUUUCUGUUUUUGUUUCUCUUUCUCUUUCUCUUUCUAGAUCCUUUUCUGAUUCUGAUUCUGUUUAUGUCUCUGAUUCUGUUUCUUUUUUCAGUUUUUGUAUCUUUUCUGUGUCUGUUUCUGAUUCUGAUUCUUUUUCGUUUUCUGUUUCUAUUUCUGUUUCUGUUAAAGUAUCAAUUUCUGUUUCUUUUUCUGUUUCUGUUUCAGUUUCCAUUUCUGAUUCUCAUUCUGUUACUAGAGCUGAUUAUGUAUCUGUAUCAUUUUCAGUUUCUGUUACCGUUUCUGUUUCUGUUUCUUUAUCUUUUUUUGAUUCUGUUUCUAUUUCUGUUUCUCUAUCUGUAUCUGUUUCUGUUUCUGAAUUUGUUUUUUAUUCUGCUUCUGUUUCUGUUUCUAUAUCUGUUUCUUUUUAUCUUUUUGAUUCUAUAUCUAUAUCAGUAUCUGUUUCUGUUUCUGUUUAUGUAUCUCUUUGUGAUUCUGUAUUUGUUUCUUGUUCUGUUUCUGGUUCUGCUUCUGAUGCUACUUUUGUUUCUGUUUAUGUUUCUGUUUCUGUUUCUGUUUCUAAUUAUGUUUAUCUUUCCGAUUAUAUAUCUGUAUCCAAAUCUGUAUGUGUUUCUGUUUUUAUUUCUUAUUCCCAUUCUGUUUCUGUUUCUGUUUCUGUUUCUAUUUCUGAUUCUGUAUCUGUUUCUUUACUUGAUUCGGUAUCUGUAUCUAUUCUUUUCUGUUUCUGUUUUCUUUAUGUUUCUUUAUCUGAUUCUGUAUUUUCUCUAUCUGAAUCUGUUUCUGUUUCUGAAUUUGUUUUUAAUUCUGUUUCUGUUUCUGCUUCUAUUUCUGUUUCUUUUUCUCUUUUUGAUUCUAUAUCUAUAUCAGUAUCUGUUUCUGUUUCUGUUUAUGUACCUCUUUGUGAUUCUGUAUUUGUUUCUUGUUCUGUUUCUGGUUCUGCUUCUGAUGCUUUUUUUGUUUCUGUUUAUGUUUAUGUUUAUGUUUCUGUUUCUGAUUCUGUUUAUCUUUCCGAUUUUAUAUCUGUAUCUGAAUCUGUAUGUGUUUCUGUUUCUGUUUGUGUUUUUGUUUAAGAUUCUGUAUCUCUUUUUAUUUCCGUUUCUGUUUCUCUUUCUGAUUCAAUAUCUUGUCUGA
Molecule: messenger RNA, 1132 nt
Organism: Protopolystoma xenopodis
Lineage: Eukaryota; Metazoa; Platyhelminthes; Monogenea; Polystomatidea; Polystomatidae
Source: the annotation of a GenBank genome assembly